This is a messenger RNA of Anguilla rostrata (American eel), 5665 nucleotides long. It is a transcript of the gene ppp1r12a, whose product is annotated as protein phosphatase 1, regulatory subunit 12A. NCBI's taxonomy places the organism in Eukaryota, Metazoa, Chordata, Actinopteri, Anguilliformes, Anguillidae. Gene Ontology annotation, molecular function: protein kinase binding; phosphatase regulator activity; enzyme inhibitor activity. Bases 88 to 3282 code for a protein of 1064 amino acids. The record is from RefSeq and is a predicted model, not a curated record. Gene Ontology annotation, cellular component: Z disc; cytoplasm; A band. The transcript has 27 exons. Gene Ontology annotation, biological process: signal transduction.
UCCUCUUCCCACGCCCCAGUGCGCUGUGGGAUAGUGGCAGUAUAUCCUUUCCUCGGAGAGAGAUAAGAAGCCGAGGCAGGAGAGGGGAUGAAGAUGGCGGACGCCAAGCAGAAGAGGAACGAACAGUUGAAACGAUGGCUGGGCUCGGAGACGGACUUGGAGCCGCCCCUACUGAAAAAGAAGAAGACGAAGGUGAAGUUCGACGAGGGCGCCGUCUUUUUGGCUGCCUGUUCGAGUGGCGACACCGAAGAGGUGCUCAGGAUGCUGGACCGGGGAGCUGACAUCAACUACGCAAAUGUGGACGGUCUUACAGCUCUACAUCAGGCCUGCAUAGACGAUAACGUGGACAUGGUGACCUUCCUGGUGGAGCACGGGGCCGGCGUCAACCAGCCGGACAACGAGGGCUGGAUCCCGCUGCACGCCGCCGCCUCCUGCGGCUACAUGGACAUCGCCCAGUAUCUGAUCGGCCAGGGGGCGCACGUGGGCGUGGUCAACAGCGAGGGGGAGACGCCGCUGGACAUCGCCGAGGAGGAGGCCAUGGAGGAGCUGCUGCAGAACGAGAUCAACCGCCAAGGUAGGGCCCCCCCCGCCCUGCUACGCCGAGGUUUUAAGAGUCCCCCCGAGGUUUUAAAGCUUUUAAUCCAGGCGGGGUACGAUGUGAACAUUAAAGACUACGACGGCUGGACCCCCCUGCACGCCGCCGCGCACUGGGGCAAGGAGGAGUCCUGCCGCAUCCUGGUGGACAACCUGUGCGACAUGGACGCCAUCAACAAAGUGGGCCAGACGGCCUUUGAUGUGGCAGAUGAAGAUGUCCUCGGCUACUUGGAAGAACUGCAAAAGAAGCAGACUCUGCUCGUGAGCGAGAAGCGCGACGUGAAGAAGUCUCCUCUGAUCGAGACCACCACCACGGCCGACAACAACCAGAUACUCAAACCCCUCAAGAGUGAGGAGACGGUCCUGCUGGUGCCGGAGAAGGUGGCCCCCCGCAUUGAGUCCCUGGAGCAGGAGAAGGCCGACGAAGAGGAGGAAGAGGAGGGCAAAAAGGACGAGUCGAGCUGCUCCAGCGAGGAGGAAGAGGAGGAGGACUCCGAGUCGGAGACCGAAGCAGAGAAGAACAAGCCCACGAGCAGCACGAACAGCACACCUUCCGCGCCCCCCAGCGUCACCGUGUCCUCCCCGACCACCCCCACCAACCAGGUGACCCCCACCUCGCCUGUCAAGAAGUCUGAUUUUGUCGCUCCGCUCGUGGGCGUGACCGGGCCAAGCGAUCCCGCACUCUGGCGUAAGGGCUUGCGCAAAACCGGCAUUUCUCUUGUGCCCAAAAAACCGAUGCAGGCUCCUCCCAGCGGGAAGGCGUCCUCCAGGGAGGACGACCGGAAGGACGAGUCGCCGUCGUCGUGGCGACUGGGCCUGCGGAAGACGGGCAGCUACGGCGCGCUGGCGGAGAUCGCCGCCGCCAAGGAGGCGCAGAAGGAGAAGGACGUCUCCGGGGUGAUGCGCUCCGCCUCCAGCCCCCGCCUGUCCUCCACGCUGGACAACAAGGACAAGGACAAGGAGAAGGAGAAGGAGAAGAACACGCGGCUGGCCUACGUCGCCCCCACCAUCCCCACCCGGAGAUUCGCCAGCACGUCGGACGCGGACGAGAAGGAGAACAGGGACUCUGCUGCUAGCCUGGUGCGCAGCGGCUCCUACACCCGGCGGCGCUGGGACGACGACGCCAAGAACAGCGAGGGGACCGCCUCCCAGAACAGAGCGCCCAGCUACCAGCGCAGCACGUCCCACUCGCUAGCGAUAGGGCGGAGCAGCAGCGUUCGAGACGUGCCGGCAAAGUCCUCGUCCGCCACCAGCUUGGACCCUAACGCCUGUAACGCUAAGCCAUGGCAAUCGCCCUCGUCCCAGUACAGCAUCUAUAGAAGCAGCUCUUUUGGCAGGAGGGUUGAUGACGCCCUGGGCUCCUCCACCACCUCCUCCACCACCACCUCCACCUCCUCCUCCAUUACCUCGCCAUCGGGCACCCGGAGCUUGCUGUCCGGCACCGGUUCUGGCACCGGCACCUCCUCCUCCUCCUCCCGCACCGGCUCCUCCAGCAUCACCAGCAGGUUCUGGACAGAUGACAGUGCGGAUAAGGAGUCCGCUGCAGUUAUUCCUACGGUUGUAAAUACAGCGUCUACCACCACCACUACGUCCAGCACCAGCACUGUCCCCUCGUCUGACGGCAGGGAGAGGCGCAGAUCGUACCUCACUCCCGUCCGGGACGAAGAGUCCGAGUCCCAGAGGAGGGCCCGGUCCAGGCAGGCCAGGCAGUCCAGACGCUCCACUCAGGGCGUGACUCUGACGGACCUCCAGGAGGCCGAGAAGACCAUCGGGCGGAGCCGCCAGACCCGAGCCCGCGAGGAGGAGAAGGAGAAGGAGGAGAAGGAGAAGCAGGACAAGGAGAAGCAGGAGGAGAAGAAGGAGGCGGAGACCAAGGAGGACGACUACAGGUCGCGCUACCGCAGUUAUGAAGAGACGUACCAGCGCUACCGCCCGUCCUCCACCUCCAGCGCCCCCACGCCGGCCUCCUCCGCCUCGCUGUCCUCCUCCGGCAGCUCCCUGAACAGGCCCAACAGCCUGAGCGGCAUCACCUCGGCCUACCCCAGCCAGGGCAGGACCUCGCGGGAGACCCAGAAAGAGCUGGAUAAGAAGGAGGAGGAGAAGGAGGGCGAGGACAAGUCCCAGCCCAGGUCCAUACGGGACCGGCGCCGGCCGCGGGAGAAGAGGCGCUCCACCGGAGUGUCCUUCUGGACUCAGGACAGCGACGAGAACGACCCGGACCGCCAGUCGGAUUCGGAGGAGGGCAGCAACCGGAGCGAGGCUCAGAGUGACCGACUGUCGAGGGGCGACUCUGGACUGACUGGCACUUCUACCGAGCGAUACGAACGCGGCUACAGCGAAGGCAGGAGGCCCUAUCUGAGCAGGCUGGAGAGGGACGACACCACUGACUACAAAAAGCUUUAUGAACAGAUCCUAGCUGAGAACGAGAAGCUGAAGGCCCAGUUACGCGACUCUGAGCUGGAGCAGUCGGACCUGAAGCUGCAGCUGGAAAAGGCUACGCAGCGGCAGGAGAGGAUCGCUGAUCGGUCACAGCUGGAAAUGGAAAAAAGGGAAAGAAGAGCUCUAGAAAGGAAGAUCUCUGAGAUGGAGGAGGAACUAAAGACGCUACCAGACUUGAAAGCGGACAACCAGAGGCUAAAGGACGAGAACGGAGCCCUGAUUCGAGUCAUUAGCAAACUUUCCAAGUAGCCCUGCUCCCCCCCCCCCCACACACAUUGCAGCGACCCGUGGCAUUGCACAUUUUUAGACGUUAAUUGCGACAGACAUCAGCUACGAGAAGGCUCCCCCACACGCAUUCACAGUCACCAGUAGCCCUCCCCUGCCCCCUGCCCCCCCCCCCCCCCCCCCCCCCGCUGGGUUCCUCCACUCCACCCUGCUGCAGUGCAGACAGAGCCGCCAAGUUUACACGCGAGCGAGAGAGAGCCGCACCAGUGGCACAUGAAAAUAUUGUGGGCAGGGACGCCUCAAAAAAAAAUAUUUAACCAGUAAGCCUUAGUUUGUACAUAAAAAAACACUUGCAUCAAAAGCUCUCAGCUGUCACAGAAGUUAUUUGACACUUUUUUUUUUUGGUGCCACAGUCUUUUUCCUUUUUUCUUGUUUUUUUUUUUUUUAACACAAGCUUAGAAGUGUUGUGUGCUGUGUGAUUUCUUCCCGACCGCACCCCUGCUUACCUCUUACGAGUAUUUCCUUCAUUUACCCGCCCCAUGUGACCGAAGCCCCGCCUACUUCCCGUGUAGGAAGUCUCAGCUCUUUAAAGGCUCUGCCACCCAGCAGAAGUCUCCCCAAAGACACUCCCGCCAUUUGAUUUUCCCGCCGUUUGGACGUUCCGGCAUCUCAUUUCCGUGCUAUUCCGCCUCUUCCGCAACACUGGCGCGCACGCGCACGCAAAAUGUUUCCCUCCGCCGAUGACUUCGUCUUUGAGAUUCUUCCUCCGGGAAGGAAAGUUCUUGCUGUACAGAGCAGGUGGACUGUGGCGGAAUUUAAGCUUUCACUUCAUGUGCAAUACGCAUUUUUUUUAUUUUUAUGAAAAUGCUUGAACGAGUCCAUCGAAAUAGAUUAUUCAGUUCUUUAUCUCCAUCGCUUCCCCGUUUCAUAGAUUUUUUUGUUUUGUUUUUGUUUGGUUUCAUUUUCUUUCUUUUUUAAAUUUCUAGUGUAGUUGUUGAUUUAUACCCUGUAUUUGUUCACUUUGUUUUAGCAGGUACUGAGUGAUGCUGUAUAUAUGUAUUGUUUGACACCAGCACAUGGCAUGCAUUUUGGUUCCCUUUGACAAAGCCCGUCUGUUACUAUUAAAAUAUACAAUCUCCAGAGGAUAACAAAAAGUGUUUUAACUACUUUGUUUUUAUAGUCUAAAAGUCAUUGAGUUGAGUAGAGCCGCUCUCACCAAGGGGAUGGCUAUCAGUAUUCAGAAUCAGUACUGGUCUUGUUUUUUUGUUGUUUUGUGAUCAGAUUUUUUUUUUUUUUUUUUUUUUAAUGUUCACAGUAAUUGUGACAAGAAUAAUAUAAUUGCUUCACUUCAUUUCACACGUUGUAUACAGUAUCUUUGGAUGGAAGAUUGCUUUUUUAAGCAGUGGUAUAUUAGUGUUGUCAUUAAAUUCUAGGAGUUUUUGAACCCAGUCCUUUUACAAUGUCAUCGUGCACUGUUAAUGCCGCGUGACGAGUCCUGUCCCGAGCAGGAGAACUUACCACUAUGUCAAAUAAAGACCAUGCAUCAAAACAUAUAUAUUAAAUGCAUUUCAGUGGCCUUUUAAAUUUACUGUAGUGAACAGAGAUAUUGCUGUAGUUUGCGGAUUGUUGGCAGUUUCCUCUUUUUGGUUUUGAUUUUCCAUUUUACUUUUUUCCCUUUUUUAAAACUUAACGCCAUCUUGUAAAAUACGUGAGUGACUUCAUAUUGGCGCACUGUGCUGUGACUACCAACCACUGAGGAGUUGAUUUACAAAAAUAAGACAAUUGUACAUUGUAAAGCUUGCAUUAGCUGUUGUAUUAUUAUUGAUUAUAUUGUAUACUUAAAUGUGAAUUUAUACCCCUUCAUAAAAGAGAGAGAGCGCGAAACAAGGUCGUCGUGUCGGAUAUUUUUAGUUGCAAACGCUGGGCAGUUGUCUUUUUUUUUUUUUUUUUUUUGGCGAUAGGUUCCGUGUAGGUGGGAGGUUGUGCUCUGACUACCAAGCUCAGGAUAUGUCGAUGUAUAAUAAUGUAACAACGCGAAUGUUCCGGUCAUGUACUGAUCUUGUAUAAUUGGACGGAGGGAAUGAUGGAUGCUAGCUAAUAUAUUGUGCAUGGAGAAUCAGAGGCAGAGUGAGGUUUGGGCGGUUAAGGUCGCGAGCAGUAAAGUUAGGAUGAACGCUAGUUCCGAGUGCACGCGCAGACUACGCAACGCUACUGUCCGACGUUUUAUUGUUUUAUAUUAACGUUAUUUAUUCUUUAAGAGGAGAAAAGUAAAAUGACUGGGGCUGUAGUGGUUCUAUUGGUAGAGCAGAGCAUACCCUUGACGUUGCAUGGAACCAGUUGCUGAAACGCAAUUAUUUUGGAGAAAAAACUGUAUUUUGACAUAUACAAAUAAAAAGGAAUAAAGUUA